Messenger RNA from Mya arenaria, 1349 nucleotides. RefSeq lists its product as uncharacterized. The record is from RefSeq and is a predicted model, not a curated record. NCBI's taxonomy places the organism in Eukaryota, Metazoa, Mollusca, Bivalvia, Myida, Myidae. The transcript is spliced from 8 exons. Bases 158 to 766 code for a protein of 202 amino acids.
CACAGUUUGAAAAUACGUAAAGGAGCUCGCAACGAUGUCUUCAUUUUACCAAUAUGUGGUAUCUACGAGGAUUUCCACUUGGCUUACGUUUAACAGAACGGGCCGUCGAUGAUAUCUCUUACACAUUGGAACACGUUCACAGAGCGAUGGAGGAAGGAUGGAACGCGUUGAGCAACGGGUGGAGGUCGCUACCGUGGAAAUGGGAGAGGGAAAACGUAUGGAACAGCUGCAGUACCAGCCUAGCCGAAAACAGACUUUCCUUGAUGGUUGCUGUAACAACAGUCUGUUCCAUCCCUUUAUUAACAUUGAUGAAUCCUUCACACACGGAGCAAUAAUCAUCACCGGAUACGGAAUUCUACUGACGCUCUUCCGCUGGAUAAUUGGUUUGUGGACGGUCAGCACUCUCCCAGCCAUAUGUUGCAUCAGCGGGAUCUACUGUAUCGUGAAGGCGGUUAAGGAGUCCGUGUUCUGGAUCAUGAUCCUCCUGAUCCACAACAACCCCGUGGAACUGUCUGACACGGGUUUCUACAGAUACCACGUGUACCUGCUGGCAGACUUUCUCGCAACUGUUGUCCUUAUUGCGUCUGGUAUUGGUCUGGAGGCGGAUAACGGACUUAAAGGCUGCGAGUAUCAAGAUUCAACAAUGUGGCGACUGGCCGCGUUCUGUAUGUCAAUGGAUGCCUUCAUCCCACAUAUUGUCUUUCUUGUCGCCUAUCUGGCGAUGGCGUGUUUCUGUUAUGUAAUUGAAACCGCUUAUCAAAACUAACUUCAGGCUUUCAAUAGAAUUCUUCAUUGGACAAAAUAGAACUGAAAAAACCUUUUAACACAUGCAGUUAUAGUAUUUUUGUCAAGUGUAUUUACAUGGUAAGUGCAAAAAUAAACAUACAUUUUGUAUAACAUCAACAAUGUAUUAAGGGCAGUAAGUUUAAGGUAUACACAUAAAUUAUUAUGUAUAUUUAUAUCACAAUGGGCCAAUUGUUAAGAAAUUUGACAAAGUUAACGACGUUGUUAACGGAAUCCUUUUUAACGUUUAAAGGUGAUACAUUUCAUUAUGUGCGGAUGUAAUUCAAUUAAACAUACAUAGCGGAAUCCGCUGACUCAAUAUAUAUCAAAAGUAACGUAGCCACAUGUGUGUCCAUGAUUUUUUUAUGAGUAUUGAAGAUUAAAAAAUAAACAUCGAUUCAUUUAACAACUUGAUAACUUUAACAAUGUUCUGAACAAUCGGCCCUAUGUUGUCGUAUUAAAAAACAGUUUGGUAAAGGAUAAACAAUAAUAACAAGAAUUAAAAAGAAUAGAAUUACAAACAGACAGUGAUUCUUUAACAUAAUUUUACAAUAAUUAAAUUUUAA